UGUUUACUAUUAGUUCUCUGUCCUGACGUGACAAAAACAACAAUAUCUCUGACAUUUUCUCACGGUUACUUUUUUAUUCUUUAUUCGAAAACGCAGGAAUAAAACCAUAUCCGUCUGUGACGUCAGCUCCACCAAACCAGCGACUGUAUAUGUCUAUUUUUACACUCCUUCGGUGUCGCCACAAGAACUCUCCUCAGACUAGUCAUGAAUCUGUCCAAUCACAUAGAUAGUCACAAGAAUAUCCGUUUUUUUACCUUUCCUUUCAUCCCUUGAUAAGAAUUCUCAGCUCAGUGUUGCCCCGCGUACGAUAAUUAUCGUAACUGUAUGUAUCAGGACAGAACUGAUGUAAAUUGUACACUCAGAGACAGUUUCAGUCUAAUUAGUUUUGAAAAAGGAAAUUUAGUGUGUGUGUGACAGCAGCUGGACACCUCAGUGUAAUAACACUGUACUGUGUCACUUAUACACACGGUCCAGCAGGUGGCGUCAAACAGCCAUGACCUCCCCGGAGAUCGACUGUCUGUCCUGGGGCCUCAUGAAGGUAAAGGGGUGUUCCUCCAGCUACAAGGACUGUAAGGUGUGGCCUGGAGGUAGCAGGACCUGGGACUGGAGAGAGACUGGAACCAACCACCACCCAGGAGUGCAGCCUGCUGAUGUGGAGGAGGUUCUGAAGAAGGGCAUUGAGCAGCUGGUGAUUGGCCGAGGGAUGAGUGAAGCUCUGCAGGUCCCUCCCUCCACCCUGGACUACGUGGAGCGGGCAGGCGUCAGUGUCACAGUCCUGCAGACAGAGAAGGCUGUAGCUGAGUACAAUAGACUUGUCAGACAGGGGGCCAAGGUAGGAGGAGUCUUCCACUCCACCUGCUGAUACUGCUCCUUUUUGUCGCUGCACCACCUGCAGCUCACAGGGAGGUGAAGCAGAAGCUGCUCGGUGACAGAAAGAUAUUUUGGGUGAAAAGUGAAGAAUUCAUCCAUCCAAAGGUGUUUACAAAAGAAGACUUUUGACUGGUGUGGUUGGAGUCUGACUGGACAUGUGAUUGGACUGAGUCUUUAAUAAACAGGGCGUUGAACUGUUA
This is a messenger RNA of Cynoglossus semilaevis (tongue sole), 1070 nucleotides long. RefSeq names its product adipogenesis associated, Mth938 domain containing (gene aamdc). Gene Ontology annotation, biological process: positive regulation of fat cell differentiation. The record is from RefSeq and is a predicted model, not a curated record. Bases 494 to 862 code for a protein of 122 amino acids. Gene Ontology annotation, cellular component: cytoplasm. The transcript is spliced from 3 exons. NCBI's taxonomy places the organism in Eukaryota, Metazoa, Chordata, Actinopteri, Pleuronectiformes, Cynoglossidae.